UAAUUAACCGAACAGAAAUCUGCUACACAAAACGCCGGGUGUAAAAUAAGGAACAUAUUAUUUGUUUCGCUGGAUCACGAGAGUCAAGUCUGCAUAUUUAAAAUGCACCUUUCGUUUACGUCAUUGACGCCGGUGUAAUUCUGAAUCCUUUCUAUGUUUGUUUUCCGCCUUUAGUUCAGUUUUAUGGCCUUUGAUUUCUAAUCACUCUGAACUUUGAGACAAAGCAACGAAGAUGACUUUAAACUCGCAAGGAACUACAUGAGAAACUGAAAUUAGCUUUUCCGCCUCGAGGUUCAGACGCUGACUUCAAACAUGAUUUUGUCUUCAACUAAAGACUUGAAAAAAAGUAAGCGCAGCCGGUGCGUACCUGAAGCGGGACUGGUCUAGAGAGCAACCUAUUAACUUGCCAAUGGAGGAGUCUUCUAGUCAUACACAGUAAGAACACUUACAUAUGUAAUGAAUCCAUUCACUGAAUCGCUUACUGAUUAUUAUUUAGUUAAUAAUUUAGCUAAACUUCCAAAAUAAUUAGUACACAUAAACUGAGCUUUUGGGGGCAAAAACCAAAUUUGGUUGGACAAUAAACCGAAUCCUUACAUGAUUAUGCACCAUAUAAAGAACUAAACUUGCUCAGCUAGUGUUGUAAUUUAAGAUUCCCAGAACCCGGCUGUGUGUCCGUGAAGAGCGACAUGUCAAGAGAACAACCAGUCGGUUUCCAGAAGGAAGACACUAUUCCCAGGUCAAGGUCACAGGAACCCAGCUGUGUGUCUAUGAAGAGCAACCGCUCUAUAGAGCAGCCAGUUCCUGUCCAAAAUGAAGACUCUUUUACUUGGUCGAGUGAUAAACGUGGGAGAACAGAAGUGUUCAGUGAAAAGCGCUUGGACAUUUUCAAGGAGGUCAAGCUCAAGGUCAUCGAUCUGAUGAAGGAAGAGUUGACGAGAUUCAGGAGGUUGUUGAGUCUGUCUCACUCAGCAUUCUCUGAGAGGGAGGUGAAAGAUGAAACAGCGCAGAACAGUGUCCAGGAGGCGGUACUGAAAAUCACCCUGCAUGUUCUCAGGAACAUGAAACUUUAUGACCAUGCCGCCACACUACAGAACAAAAUGAUCCCCGUGUGCCAGAAGAACUUAAAAUGUACUCUGAGGAGAAAAUUCCAGAGCAUCAACGAAAGACUUUUAAAACAUGGAAACUCCAAACUUCUCACCGAGAUCUUCACAGAGCUCUACAUCACAGAAGGUGAUAGGGGAAAGAUCAACAGCGAACAUGAAGUGAGACAGAUCGAGGACGAAGCUGUAAGACCAGGAAGUAAAGACAUCCCAAUCAAAUGCAGUGACGUCUUUAAACCUUUACCCGGACCAAAAGCGUCCGUCAGGACCGUGUUGACCAAAGGAGUUGCUGGAAUCGGAAAGACCAUCUCAGUGCAGAAGUUCAUUGUGGACUGGGCUGAAGGAAAUGAGAACAAUGACAUCCACUUCAUAUUUCCACUUCCGUUUAGGGAGCUGAAUUUUAUGAAGGAGAAAAAGCUCAGUUUGAUGGAUCUUCUUUAUCACUUUUUUCCGGAAACAUCAGAUUUACAUGAUUAUGCAGCGUACAAAGUUCUGUUUAUCUUUGAUGGUCUGGAUGAGACUCGUCUUCCUUUGGAUUUCCAGAACAACGAGAUCUUGCGCGAUGGAUCAAAACCUGCCUUACUGGAUGUGUUGUUGACAAAUCUGAUCAAGGGGAAUCUAAUCCCGUCUGCUCUCCUCUGGAUAACGUCUCGACCUGCAGCAGCCCAUCAAAUCCCUCCUGACUGUGUCGACCGGGUUACGGAAGUACGAGGGUUCAGCGAUGGUCAGAAAGAGGAGUACUUCAGGAAGAGGAUCCGUAGCCAAGGCCUGGCCAACAGGAUCAUUACAUACCUGAGGUCCACAAGGAGCCUGUACAUCAUGUGCCACAUCCCAGUCUUCUGCUGGAUUACAGCAACUGUUCUAGAGCGGAUGUUGACUGAGGCGGGGAGCGAAGACAUCCCAAAGUCUCUGACGCAAAUGUUCAUAUACUUCCUGAUCUAUCAGACUAAACAGUGGAAUCAAAGGUACAAUGAGAACUCUGAAAUGGAUUUCCACCAAACUCGAGACAGAAUUGUCGCUUUAGGAAAACUUGCUUUGGAGCAACUGAAACAAGGCAACCUGAUCUUCUAUGCGGACGACCUCAUGGAUUGUGGCAUAGACAUCAGGGAAGUGUCCGUGUACUCGGGAAUGUGCACCGAAAUCUUCAGGCAGGAAUCUGGACUCUAUCUGGGGAAGGUUUACUGCUUUGUGCAUCUCAGCGUCCAGGAGUUUCUUGCUGCUUUAAAUGUCUUUAUCUCUUUUAGCAACACUGAACGCUCGGAUGUUUCCAGGAACUCUGCCAUGACUGACCUACUCAUAAAAGCUGUAGACAAGACCUUACACAGUAAGAACGGACAUCUGGACCUUUUCCUUCGCUUUCUUCUUGGGAUCUCACUGGAUUCCAAUCAGGCUCUGCUCCGUGGUUUUAUAACACCAUCCGAAAGCUCUCGCAGCCGAGAAGAAAUCGUCACGUACAUCAAAGAGAAAAUCAGGGAGAAUCCAUCUCCAGAGGAAUCCAUCAAUCUGUUCCAUUGUCUGAAUGAACUGAAUGACCAGUCUCUAGUCCAGGAAGUCCAGAUGUACUUGAACCGAAAAGGUUUCCAACGUCUGACUGGAGUCAGGUUCUCUCCAGCGCAGUGGUCAGCUUUGGUCUUUCUGUUGUUGAAAUCAGAAGAAAAGCUGGAGGAGAUUAAUCUUAAUAAUUAUGAAAGGUCAGAGGAAUGUUUUCUCAGGCUGCUGCCAGUCAUCCAAGCAUCUAGAAAAGCUGUUCUGUGUUGGUGUCGGCUCACAUUGACGAGCUGUAAAGAACUAGCCUCCGCUCUCAGCUCCACCUCAUCAAAUCUGAGAGAGCUUGACCUGAGCAACAACCACGUGUAUGACGCAGGAGUGAAUCUGCUCUCCAAAGCUCUGAAGGAUCCAAACUGUAAACUGGAGAGUCUAAAGCUUUGUGGUUGUAACAUCACAGAGAAAAGCUGUGGACGUCUGGCAUCAGCUUUCAACUGUUCACGUUUGAAUAGACUGAAUCUGAGCAACAGUAUGCUGAAGGAUGAAGGGAUUGAGAUGUUGUGUGGUGCACUGGACAAUCCUAGCUGCAAACUGGAGAGCCUGAAGUUGAGCUGCUGUAAUCUGACAGAGCAAAGCUGUGCCUUCCUCGCUUCAGCUUUCAGCUCAAACCACUUGUGUCUCCGAGAGCUGAACCUGAGCAACAACACGCUCCGGGAUUCAGGAGUGAAGAUGUUUGCUGUUGUUUACUCUAAACUGGAGGUACUAAAGCUCCGCGCUUGCCGUCUCACAAAGAAAAGCUGUUCGGCCCUGAACUCCUUUCUUAACUCGGCUUCAUCUGGAAUACGAUUGCUGGACCUGAUUAACAACAACCUUCGGGAUUCAGUGAUGGAGAUGAUCUCUGCGGUGGAGAUGAAGCCACGCUCCAAACUGCAGACACUGAGGCUUCCUGGCUGCAGUCUGACACAAAGAAGCUGUUUGGUGCUGGAAAUUCUGCUCAGCGCAAAACUGACAGAACUGGAUCUUGGUAGAAACGACCUGUGUGAUUCGGGAGUGAAGCUACUGUCCGACGGACUGAAGAACAUGAGCUGCAAACUGAAGACACUGAAACUGUUUAACUGCGAGGUCACAGGUAAAGCCUGCGCUGCUUUGGUGUCAGCUCUGAUGUUGAACCCGUCGCAUCUCAGAGAGCUGAACCUGGGUGGGAACGAUCUGACAAAGUCAGCACUCAAUCUGCUGUUGGCUUUAGUGCAGGAUACUUUCUGCGCCCUGGAGAAAUUAGACUCUGGGAUACAGAAUGCGUGAAAUUCUUUACGGAGAUAGAUGACGUUCUUCCUUAUUCCAGCAACAGAGCAAGUAAACACAUGAGCGAAUACAAACUCCCUGCAUUAAACAACUGUUAAUCAGCGAGUCAUUUUUUGGGGGGAUACAAAGGAUUUGCUGUGACGUUUUCUUUUCUUCUUCUUAUUAUUAUAUCGUAUUUAAAAAAAACAGACUAUAUUUCCAGCAUUAAUUCCAAGUGACUGUAAUUUUUUAAUCGUCCACUAGAGGACACUAGAUAGGCGGCUAAUACUGACUUGACAAAAAACAUCAAUAAAUGAAUGAAGGAAGCAGAUUCUGUCUUUGAAUUUGGUCAUUAUGAUGAUUUUGUUUUCACCAAACUUUUUUUUUUUUAAGUGUAAAGAAAAUGAAUAAAUAUUGCUUUAUUUAUUUAGUAUGUUAUCCUGCUCACCAGAAUUCUGAGCAGCUUGUUUGAUUCGGUCAGUGAUACAACGAUGGAUUCUGACCAGAGUUUAUGAUUUAUUAUUGUUUUUCCCAUUUGUGUCUUUUUCUUUUACCAGACAUUAACUUCGUUAACGUACGACGUGAUGUAUUGUUUGAUGUAAUCUUUUGUUCUGUUUUCUGUACAUAGCCUCUAUUCAUCGAAGCAGUGUACUCUGUAAAUAAACGAAUGAAUAAAA
Molecule: messenger RNA, 4543 nt
Organism: Tachysurus fulvidraco (yellow catfish)
Lineage: Eukaryota; Metazoa; Chordata; Actinopteri; Siluriformes; Bagridae
Product: NACHT, LRR and PYD domains-containing protein 12-like
Exons: 14
Coding region: 687-3887 (1066 amino acids)
Molecular function (GO): protein binding
Source: RefSeq, a predicted model, not a curated record